AUGUACGUGCUCACACUCUACGACCAGAUUGUCCGGCACGGCCGGAGAGCUCGCACUUGUCAGGUUUCAUAUGCCAAGAUUCUGCUAGAAGCUGGAGCUGAUGUAGAUGAGACAGCUGGACCUGAUGGCAAUGUCCCCGCUGCGGCUGCUGUUACUCCCCUGUUGGCAGCUGCAGCAAUGGGGCACAUGAAGACAGUAUCAAGGCUGCUUUUCUGGGGAGCAGCUGUUGAUGCCAUUGAUUGUGAAGGCAGGACAGCACUCUGCCUGGCAGCAGCAAGAGGCAGCGUUGAGGUUGUUCGCUCCUUGCUGGACCGAGGACUGGAUGAGAACCACAAAGAUGACCUUGGUUGGACUCCACUUCAUGCUGCUGCCUGUGAAGGCCAUCGAACUGUGUGUGCUGCGUUGACUGAACGAGGAAGCAUGGCACGGGUUGGAGAGAUGGACAUUGAAGGACGCACCCCUCUUAUACUUGCUGCUCAGGAAGGUCACUGGAGCACUGUUAGGCUGUUGUUGGAUAGACGUUCUCCCAUUGACCACAGGGCGUAUGAUGGACAUUCUGCCUUGAGUGCUGCCCUCUUGGAGGGCCAUUCUGAAGUUGCAGACCUGCUUAUGAGGCGAGGGGCUGAUACUGAUGUCCGGGACGCAGAGGGAAGGCCUCUGCUUUACCUCCUGGUGUUAGAGGGUCGCCUUGAAAUGGCUACACUCCUCAUAGAGAAAGGUGGGGUGCCCCUGGAGUCCAAAGACCCUGAAGGUCGUACAGCACUCCAUGUGGCUUCAUGGCAGGGAUCUGUGGAGAUGGUAGACUUACUUUUAAGGCAUGGGGCAAACCCUAAUGCACAGGAUACAGAGGGAAGGCCACCAAUUCACUCAGUGGCUUGGACAGGACAUGUAGAAGUAGGGCGCCGUCUCCUGGAAGCCAAUGGUGUCAUUAUAGACCUUUCUUGCCACCAGAAAGCAACAGCUUUGAGCAUCGCUGCCCAGGAGGGACAUGCUAACAUUGUUGCAAUGCUUCUGGAAAGAGGAGCAAACCCUGAUCACAUGGAUAAAUAUGCCCGUAGUCCAAUCAAAGUGGCUGGGAAACAUGGUCACUUUAACAUUGUCAGGCUUCUUGAGAGCUAUGGAGCCAAGCAUUAUGUGGGCCUGUUUACCACAAGCACUUUUUCGCCUAUAAAACCGAACAGGAACUACUCCUCAGGCAUCUCAAAUAGUACAGGUGGUGAAGUCACCACCACUACCUCCUCUUCUUCAAUAUCUUCUCCCGGCUCCACUGCUGAACGAUUCCACUCCAUGCAGAGCUCACAAACCUCAUCUACUUGCCACUCACUGGCCACAGUUCAGACAGUACCAGCUGACAGUCUCAGCUUUAUUCAACAGAUCCAACAGCACUCACUUCCUCGCAGUCGUAGCCGUCCCUCAACCCUCCCCCCACCUGGGAGCUCAAGCAUUGGCAGCCUCCAUGGAAGCAGCCAGAGGCAUCCUAAAGGCAGCUCUCCCACUGUUUGCACAGUCACUGCCAUGGUGCAUAACUACGAACUGCCUCAGAAAGGUUUGUCAUCUGGACUUGAAUAUCACGAAAAAAUGUACAAACAAAACUCACACCUUAUGAAAGGUGAAAGGACUACGUACACUGGUGGUAAAUGGCAAUCAGUCAUGACCUCCCUCGGGAUAAUGCCAGGGCAAGACAACCCUGGAGUAGGUGCUAAAGGCCGAGAGAGUCCUCCUCUGGGCUACCCAUAUAGGCUUCAGAGCCCAUUUCAAGGGAAAGCUUGGGAUUCUGUACCCCAAAAGAACAUUUUGUCACCUAAUUGCUACAGUUUUACCCCAGUCUCACCCUGUAGUGCCUUGCCAGAAGAUGUUAUGGUCGCAAUGACAACUGCUGAUCCACAGCUUAAUCUGAAACAGGCCAUUAAACUGCAGUUUGAGGGUCCCACCAGUGCAGCCUUAUACAAGAGAGAGACUCCUCUGUGACUGCCUGUUUUACUUUGUAUGAGUUUUUGGGUUAGUGCUGAUACAAUUUGGUUUUACAAUUCAUACACAGUCACUAAGAGAUAUCAAUUUAAAUAUUUCAGCAAUAUUCUGAAUACUUUCUAGUUCCACUUUCAGUGUAAGGACUUUUGUAGUAUUUUAAAUUAAUAUUGUUGGAAAUUGACAUUAAUCACUCAGGAUUGAAAAUUGACAGAUAAAUUGUGGAUGGAAAUAUUCCAUUUACGCAGGCUUAGUUAAAGGUAAUUUCUGGUAUCAAAAAAAACAAUCGUAGUCUCUGAAGGAAUUCAUUUAUAGCAUUCACAGAAAUGUUUCAUUAAAAUAGGAGUAUAUGUAAAAUAGGAAAUGUUUGCAGUUCUAGGAGUUCUCACAAGGUUUCAGUGGCUUUCUGGAUGCAGAUGUGAAACAAAGUCAUCUGUUUCUUAACCACAAGCGUCAGAAACUUGCAGAGGAAGUAGGAACUGAAUGACAUCAAAGCUUACAUUCCUGCCUUUCCGUUUUGUUUGUUACUGUAUGUAGAGCUCUGACAAAUGUGUGCUUUUUCAUUUAAAGUAUAAAUAACUGUGAACUCAGAUUGUAUUUUCCCCUCUGUUGAGGUCUUUAUUAGCUCUACAUUGAAAACACUGCCUAUGAUAGAACACCAGUUUCUAGGUUUAGAUAUGUUGUUUUCUGCUGGUAAAGAUCCCCAAACAUCCUUUGUUUAGGAGCUCAAAGCUUGUGUCCUUGGCCUUUAUUGAAGCCUUGUAUUUACCAUAAACUGACCUACAUCCUCCAGAGGCCUGUUGCUGAAAACCAAAAUCAUUUUUGCAGAAAUGCAAGCCUUCCAAAGCCUAACCCAGAGCAGUUUUUAUGAUACAAACUACAAAAGACAGCCAAGUUAACUGAAUCAAGUUGGCUCCCUGCAGCAUGCCUGUGAGCAAACAGGAAGGAAAGGAAAAGUUGGACCAUGAAAAACUGAGGGUUGAUGUAGGAGGGUUGUUGAUGUGUAUGUGAUCAAAAUGCAUUUCUAGUUAUUUUUCAUU
Molecule: messenger RNA, 3005 nt
Organism: Labrus bergylta (ballan wrasse)
Lineage: Eukaryota; Metazoa; Chordata; Actinopteri; Labriformes; Labridae
Source: RefSeq, a predicted model, not a curated record